AUGUCAAAACGGAAAAUUAAAGUACUGUCAUUAAGUGAUAAACUUAAAAUAGUGAAUGCGUUUGAAUCCGAAAAAUCGCGAAAUGGAAUUCAGAAGGAAUUUAAUUUACCAGAAUCCACCUAUUAUAAAAUUAUAAAAUCAAAACAAUCUAUAAAGUCUGAGUGCUCUAAUGGGCAUGGAAAUAUUAAGAGGACUAGAGUUUCUGAAUUUCCCAAUAUCGAAAAGUGUCUUUUGGAAUGGAUAAAACAAACUCUCGAUAAGAACAUUCCCAUAGAUGGACCUUUGUUGAAAGAAAAAUCUGAAGAGUUUGCUACAAAACUGGGAAUCCAGAACUUUUCUGCUAGUAACGGCUGGUUAGAGGGUUUUAAAAGGCGUCAUGAUAUAGAUUUCAAAAAAGCAGCCGGGGAAAGUAAAUCUGUAGACCAAGGUGUAUGCAACCACUGGAUUGAAGAUCUGCCAAAUCUUUUAGAAAGGUAUGAACCAGACGAUAUUUACAACGCGGAUGAAACUGCUUUGUUUUUAAAGUGCCUUCCGGAUAAAACAUUUACGUUUAAAGGCGAAAAAUUCCAUGGAGGGAAACAAAGCAAACUCCCACUUCUCAUCAUCGGGAACUCAAAACGACCUAGAUGUUUUAAAGGUGUCAAGACUCUACCCGUUGAUGAUGCCAAUAAUACAAAGGCUUGGAUGACCAAGAUAUUAUUCAAAGAUUGGUUGAAAAAAGUUGACGAACAAAUGAAGAUAAACCGCAAAAAAAUUCUGCUAUUCAUUGAAAACUGUGCUGCCCAUACGGACUUACCAACACUUUCAAACGUAAAAGUAAUGUUUUCACCUGCUAACACCACUAGUAAACUUCAACCAUUAGAUCAAGGCAUCAUUCACACUUUUAAACGCUUUUAUCGCAGAGAAGUCGCUAAACAUAUUCUUACGAGUCUAGAAGAAAACAGAAGCCCGGACAUUAACGUACUUCUAGCUAUGGAAAUUGCUAGAAAAGCAUGGUACUCAGUCAGUGACGUUACUGUCAAAAACUGCUUCAAGAAAGCUGGGUUUUGGAAAAGUACAGAUGUGUAA
Chelonus insularis is the source of this 1068-nucleotide messenger RNA. RefSeq names its product tigger transposable element-derived protein 6-like. Gene Ontology annotation, molecular function: DNA binding. The transcript has a single exon. NCBI's taxonomy places the organism in Eukaryota, Metazoa, Arthropoda, Insecta, Hymenoptera, Braconidae. Bases 1 to 1068 code for a protein of 355 amino acids. The record is from RefSeq and is a predicted model, not a curated record. Gene Ontology annotation, cellular component: nucleus.